Trematomus bernacchii (emerald rockcod) is the source of this 2944-nucleotide messenger RNA. Its product is annotated as interleukin-6 receptor subunit beta. The record is from RefSeq and is a predicted model, not a curated record. Lineage: Eukaryota; Metazoa; Chordata; Actinopteri; Perciformes; Nototheniidae. The coding region runs from base 156 to 2495 and encodes 779 amino acids. The transcript has 16 exons. Gene Ontology annotation, molecular function: protein binding.
GCUGUCACACACCAGAGAUCUUUUUUUAAAACACGUUCUCUGAAGUCAUGUAGUCCUUAUACAUAGAAAAUAACAGGUUUUGAAAGAGGAUGGACUUAUUUUAUGUUUACAAUGAGCUAAUCUUUUGAAUAUUUGGUCAUUUUUUACCAGCUAAGAUGGGCAUCUGGUCUCACAAACUGUACAUUGCUACGUGCACAGUGAUGAGCCUCCUCCUCGGUGUGUUUUCUCAUGAGGUGACGGUGAUCGACUCUCAACUGAAGCGCUGUGAGGAGGACCAGCGGGUGUGUGUCACUGACCUUGGACACUGUGGCUCUCCAACACCUUCAUCUAUACAAAAGACACUGAACAUGUCCUGUUACUACCAGAUAUCACACAGAUCUAUGACAUGUGAGUUGAAGCAAGAUUCAGACAGCCACAUUGAGUCUGACGUCUCUCUCCUCUUCAGCAGCGUACAUACAAUCAUCUCCUGUCAGGGAAUAUUCACACCAGCAGCGGUCCUCUCCGUAACCGCCAGGAUCAAAAACUACAUGCUGAUGAAGGAGAUCUGGACCCGACCUCUCACUGUGUUUCUUAAAGAUUCAAUCAAACCCUCUCCGCCUGUAUUAACUGUACUUGGCUCCACUGAGGACUCUGUUGAUGUGUCAUGGAGAAGCAGCAGUUACGGCAGCUGUCAGCUUCGCUACAGAACGAACAAUACUCACAAAUGGAUCCUGGCUCCUGAUUCUGUCCCGUCACAUCAGGAUCAGACAUUGAACUACAGGAUGAAAGACCUCCUGACCUUUACCUUGUACCAGGCUGGCGUGGCCUGCAGAGAGGAACCCGGCUUCUUGAGCGACUGGAGUUCUGACGUCAGCGCGAGGACGCUGGAACGGGCGCUGUCCAGGCCUCCAGAGGUGUGUUAUAGAGUGGAGGAAACAGACUCUGAUGGAUCCUAUCUGCUUUAUCUCAUGUGGAAGCAUCUCGACCUCCCUGGUACCAGAGUUCGUAUCCAUGGAUACCAGGUGAGCUACAAGCUGGUGAAGAAUCAGCAGGCGCAGGACAGAUUCACUCAAAAUGUCACCGGGUCAAUGGCGCUCCUGGUGGUGAAGGAGGGGAACUACAGAGUCACAGUUUCAGCUUUCAACACGGCUGGCUAUGGACCUGCUGCUCAUCUCAGCAUUGACACACAAAGACAAAAUGCUCUUCCGCCAGUCAGCAGCUUGUGGGUUUCCAGUUCUCUCCCGGUUAUGAAAAGCCUUCUUGUCCAAUGGGAGAACCCCAAGGUCCUGCCCUCCGUCCCACCCGUCAGUCAUCUUGCCAUUCAUUGGCGUACCGAGACUCGUCCAUCUACUAGCCGUGGGACCACAGUGGGCAACUUCACCACCUCCACUGUCAUACAAGAUGUUAACCCUGAGGACUCCUACCUGAUUACUGUGUUCCCCGUCUAUAACCAGCAGUGUGGAUCUCCUCAGUCGCUGCCUGCCAGUCUGCAGCAGGGAGCUCUUUUGGAGGCGGUCCAACUGAAGGUGGUGGGCGUGACCAAGACGACAGUAAAGGUGGAGUGGGUGUGGCAAAGGAAGGCUGGAACAGUCACAGAGAACAGAUACAGAGUGAUGCUGAGGAGAGACUCAGAGAGACAAACUCUGUCUCUGUGGCCGGACCAAUGGCAGCUCACCUUCAUCAACCUGAAACCCAACACUGAGUAUUCUCUUCUCCUAUUGGUUGAUAAUGCAACUAGAAACAUCAUCCCUGUGAAAACAAACGUUGAUGAGGUGCCAGCGGUGGCUACAGCAACGCCUCUGCUGCUGCUGGCUCUUACUGUAUUCAUCAUUUCAAUCCUGUCCAGGACUGUGUACAAGUCGUAUUUCUUUCCGCCCAUCCCCAGCCCUCGGGGCAGUACGACAGGCCAGUGGCUGAUGGACCCUAAUCACCAUAAAACUGCAGAGAGAAACAUCCUUCAUAUUGAGGACUUCCAGGUGAUGGAUGUACUUGGUGAGAAUGGUCUCAUCACGAUUGGACCAAACUUCAAGUCCUCCUAUGAAGAGGACCUCAAUGAAAACAACUCUCCGCUGUCAAUCAGCCAACUCAGCACUAAACCGUCAGCCCUGGAAGUGGACACAGACUAUAUUCCUGAUGCUCCAGUGACAACAGAACACCCACUCAUUCCUCUCCAGUCCUAUGAAGCUGACUAUGGAUUGAACUAUCGAAGAUGUGACAGAGUUUUCACAUCUGAGGAGAGUCGAGAGGCCGAUGCUGCUCAACUGAGUCCAAAACAUGAAGCCAACGUCUGCUUUCCAGAGGUGGAGCACCGACCAGACGACUUUUCUGAGAGAGCCCAUCAGACAGAAGCCGCUCUAAAAUUAAAUUUUCCGGAAUUAAUGGCAAACAGCUGUGUUAAUCAGAUAACAUGCGAGGCAGAUUACAUGGUCAAGCCUUCCUUUCUGGGGAAAACGGAUGUGUGGCCUGAUUAUACAGAAAACUGUUGCUUAACUUCAAAAACUGCAGAUGAAGACUAAAUAAACAACAUCAGUGCUGCAUGCUGAGUCAAAGGCAAAGAGGACUAGUAAGAGAUGAAGGUUAAACACAUGCUGGUGCCUCCUAGUGGCUGUAAUUUCCAUUACACAGCAAAAGAAAAGCUAACCUUGGAAGUUGAUUCGGCAGUACAAUCCUAAUUUUAAACUACAGAGCAAAGCACAAUGGUCCUGUGCGAUAAGGACAAGGGUUUGAGUGCAUUUGAGGCUCUAGCAUGUUAGCUAUCUGGGAUUUUAAAAAAAUGGUAUAAGUAGUUGAGACUUCUAGAAUUCUCAGCCUUUUUUCUAAAAAAGUAGCUAGCACUGUCUCAAAAGUAGGGCUGCUCGAUUAUGGCAAAAAUCAUAAUCUCGAUUAUUUGGGUCAAUAAUUGAUAUCACGAUUAUUAAAAACGAUUAUCCAUUUACUUUGAAAACAUCCAUUUAUUGAAAACAAA